AGGAAAGUGCUAAAUAUUAUGUGUUUCUCUUUGCACAUGUGUCAACUGAGACAUUGAUUGUAAUGCCCUAAAUUAUUUCAAAAAUAAACUUCAAAAGAACUGAAUUUGAAAAUGUUAUAUAUGGAAAAUACUUCGUAAGUAAAAACCAUACCUCAUGAAAAAUUCUUUUGAGACAAAAUAAUAGAAUUAUUGUGUUUUAUGUACCAAGAAUAAAACCUUUCAUCUUAUAUGUGUAGGCAUAACCUUUAUCACAUCCACUCAGCAACUAUGAGCACUGAUGAUGCCUUGUCAUAGCCUGCCUCAAAAGAUGAUACCUGCUAAACGGCCAUCGUACCUUCUUCCAACUUCUAAAAAUGUUUAGGGAUGGUGCCUUAGCUAAGAGUGAACAAGAAAAGGAACAACCAGCUCUUGUAAAUGUGAAACUCUGGGCCAUUGAUCGACAAUGUUUUCAAACAAUAAUGAUGAGAACAGGACUCAUCAAGCAUACCGAAUAUAUGGAAUUUUUAAAAAGCGUUCCAACAUUCCAGAGCCUUCCUGAAGAGAUCCUCAGUAAGCUUGCUGAUGUCCUUGAAGAGACUCACUAUGAAAAUGGGGAAUAUAUUAUCAGGCAAGGUGCAAGAGGAGAUACCUUCUUUAUCAUCAGCAAAGGAAAGGUAAAUGUCACUCGUGAAGACUCACCAAGCGAAGACCCAGUUUUUCUUCGAACUUUAGGAAAAGGAGAUUGGUUUGGAGAGAAAGCGCUUCAGGGGGAAGAUGUGAGAACAGCAAAUGUAAUUGCUGCAGAAGCUGUAACCUGCCUUGUGAUCGACAGAGACUCUUUCAAGCAUUUGAUUGGAGGGUUGGAUGAUGUUUCUAAUAAAGCAUAUGAAGAUGCAGAAGCUAAAGCAAAAUAUGAAGCUGAAGCUGCUUUCUUCGCCAACCUGAAGCUGUCUGAUUUCAACAUCAUUGACACCCUUGGAGUUGGAGGUUUCGGACGAGUAGAACUGGUCCAGUUGAAAAGUGAAGAAUCCAAAACGUUUGCUAUGAAGAUUCUCAAGAAACGCCACAUCGUGGAUACCAGACAGCAGGAGCACAUCCGUUCGGAGAAGCAGAUCAUGCAGGGUGCUCAUUCCGACUUCAUCGUCAGACUAUACAGAACAUUCAAGGACAGCAAAUAUUUGUACAUGUUGAUGGAAGCUUGCCUAGGUGGAGAACUCUGGACCAUUCUCAGGGAUAGAGGUUCAUUUGAAGAUUCUACAACCAGAUUUUAUACAGCAUGUGUGGUAGAAGCUUUUGCCUAUCUGCAUUCCAAAGGAAUCAUUUACAGGGACCUCAAGCCAGAAAACCUCAUUCUAGAUCAUCGAGGUUAUGCCAAACUGGUUGAUUUUGGCUUUGCAAAGAAAAUAGGAUUUGGAAAGAAAACAUGGACUUUUUGUGGAACUCCAGAGUAUGUAGCCCCAGAGAUCAUCCUGAACAAAGGUCAUGACAUUUCAGCGGACUAUUGGUCCCUGGGAAUCCUAAUGUAUGAACUUCUGACUGGCAGCCCACCUUUCUCAGGCCCAGAUCCUAUGAAAACCUAUAACAUCAUAUUGAGGGGGAUUGAUAUGAUAGAAUUUCCAAAGAAGAUUGCCAAAAAUGCUGCUAAUUUAAUUAAAAAACUAUGCAGGGACAAUCCAUCAGAAAGAUUAGGGAAUUUGAAAAAUGGAGUGAAAGACAUUCAAAAACACAAAUGGUUUGAGGGUUUUAAUUGGGAAGGCUUACGAAAAGGUACCUUGACACCACCUAUAAUACCAAGUGUUGCAUCACCCACAGACACAAGCAAUUUUGACAGUUUCCCUGAGGACAGUGACGAACCACCGCCUGAUGACAACUCAGGAUGGGACAUAGACUUCUAACGUAUUUCUCUUACCUGCUUCUGCCUUGCUGAAGACAGCUUUUGCUGAGACACAGCUGCCAGCAAACCUGAGGGAAAGGGAGAAGAGUAGUGCUCGGGGUCACCAUGAUGCCUUUGAUCGAUGCUGCUCCAGUAAACUACAGUGGCAUUAGGACUUAUUGCUUAGAUGACAGUAGUGCUCUUUACAUGUUUUCUGUUUGAAUCUAAAGUAGCAGUUGACAUGGUGGUCCUGAAGCAAAGCCUUUCACCAGUAAAGAAAUGUUUUCUAUUGUUGCAGUGAUCUUGCUUUGCUCCGAUUAUAAUUUGAAAGACUGUAGGAAACACUUCAAUCCAGUAAGAGUCCGUACCUUGCUAGAAUCA
Molecule: messenger RNA, 2233 nt
Organism: Trichechus manatus latirostris (Florida manatee)
Lineage: Eukaryota; Metazoa; Chordata; Mammalia; Sirenia; Trichechidae
Gene: PRKG1
Product: protein kinase cGMP-dependent 1
Exons: 16
Coding region: 354-1874 (506 amino acids)
Biological process (GO): protein phosphorylation
Molecular function (GO): ATP binding; cGMP-dependent protein kinase activity
Source: RefSeq, a predicted model, not a curated record